This is a messenger RNA of Alternaria rosae, 2835 nucleotides long. RefSeq lists its product as uncharacterized. The transcript has 2 exons. The coding region runs from base 1 to 2403 and encodes 800 amino acids. The record is from RefSeq and is a predicted model, not a curated record. Lineage: Eukaryota; Fungi; Ascomycota; Dothideomycetes; Pleosporales; Pleosporaceae.
AUGCCGACCCAUUCUCGGAAAUCGUCUGGAGGAGCAUCACAACACCACACCACCCAGCGGCGCAACUCUUUGUCGCAGAGCACGCCCCCCAGCAAGCCCACCCACGCCCGCACCAACACGGCCCCGGAGCCGCCUACGCUCUUGCGCCUGCCGUCUGUCAGCUCCACCGCCGCCCGCCGACCCCCAGCCUCGCACAGCGGCCAUGGCAUAGACAACUCGCGCGGCCCUCCUGUCACCCUCGUUACACGCAGCCGCAGCUCGCAGAACCCCGCCGACUUUGCCUAUGCGCAGCAGCAGUUCCUCCAUUCCGGCCUGGUUUCCCCCACUAGCUCCCACCAAGGAACAUCCGCCAGUGAAGCCCCGCGACCACCACCACAACAAACGAGUACUACAGACCCGGCCACCCGCCCCAGACCCCACCCCCGACGAGCCUCUACCAGCAGUGCGAGGCCCCCACCGCGACGAAUGGCGAGCUCCACCGACGAGUCGUCCGAAUACGACUCUGGUCCCCGCAGCCGCAUGGAGGACUACCACGCGGCGCAUAGCGGAAGGGGAGCGCCUGCGCCGGCGACGCCAGGAACAGACGGCGACAAGGAGGACCUGUUUCUGAACAUCGCCGCCGACAGUGCGCCCAAGCCGCCGCGCCCAGAAAACUCGACAGCGCGCGCCCAGUUGAAGUCACGAGUCGCCCGCGUCAACAACCGGCAGUCGCUGCCAUCCGCCCUGCAGUCGCCCUCGCCCGUCCAGGUCCAGUCGAGCUCAGUCACACCAACCACGAGCCGGAUACCCUCCAGCGCCGCACUCGAAGCCAGGUCCAGCGGCAUACGCCGGUCAUCACUCCUACCCACCCCCUCCAGAUACGAGCGGUCGCCAAACUCGCCUGCACCCGAAGCCAUACGCACCCGCGACCUCAACCACAAAGCCUCCUUCAGCUCCGUACGACGCGACUCGGAGCUCUCACCGCGCGACUUCCUAGCCCAGUUCUCAAACUCAUCGAGACGAGGAUCUCAGCCUGAGGUGCAGCAAACCCCGCCCAGUCGCACCCCGGUUCACCCCUACAGGCCGUCAAACCUCUCACACGAGCCACGCACGCCACAGGUGGAGACAUCUUUCGAAGCUGGCUCGCGCGCCGACGGUACCGAAUCACAUGGCUCUACAGGGCCGGCCGCAUCUGUGUGGGACGAGCUAGACGAGCUCAAAUCCAGGAUACGGAAGAUCGAGAUGGGCGGCAAGAUCCCUUCGACAUCGGGUGCCAUUGUAAAUCAAGCAUCGGCUGAGCGCCCGCGGACGGCCAACACCUCAGCUACGACAGUCUCUUCUUCACCGAAUCAGCAGCGAAAGUCGAAUCCAUCGCCUGCCGAGUCGACAGUAGGCACUUACACUCCCAAUAACAACAAAACUCAUCCUCUGUUGCGCGAAGCUCUCGGUAAAGCUAGACAGUACGUCUCCCCAACUAUCUACCGCAACCUGGAAGCGACUGCAACCGAAGCACUUGCGCUGGCAGAGAUGAGCGGCAGUGCAGGACCGCAGGGCACCCUCCAUUCUGCUAGCUCCAUCAUCAAUGGCUCUGUCGUCUCAGACCGCCAGGUUCGUCGCAAAGCCGACAACCUCUGUCGCAGUCUCACCGAGCUCUGCAUAGCUCUGUGCGACACCAAGACUGGUCUUGCUAGUCCAGCCUUCCGAUCAAACACAGCUACGUUAUCACGUCGGCCGAGCGUACAGAUCAAUGGCGAUUCGCCGACUAUCCGACAGAGCAUCGAACCCGAAAGCAACACAUUAUCUGGCGUCAGUCCCAGUAGAGCCAUGUCACGCAUCGAGGCUCGGAGAACCAGCAUGCUUAUCGAUGACUCCGGCCGCAGCCAAAGAGGAGGCAGCCAGGAACCUUACGACGAUAGACACACUCCGUCACGCAUGCAACGAGCAGGCACCAGUCUCCACCAGACACGCAACAGUGUGGACGAAGAAGACGAAGAUCCAAUCUUCCGUGCGCCUUCCCGUGCGAUGACUUCAAUCGACUUUAGAGCCCGUCACGGUGGUCAGUCAGAUCAAAAACGGUUCACCGGUGGCAGACAAUACACCUCCCGCGAACCAAUGCCCGAUCUACAACCAUCACCAGCUCUUCAAACCACUGCCAGUCUCCGUCGACCCAGUGUCUCAAGUAGUACGCCCUCUAACGAGCAUAGCCUAUUGUUCCGGGACGGCCAGAGCCGCUACGGUCACAAUCUAGGUCGCGAGGGCUCGCCAGCCAACUACGAGAAGACCUUGACGGGAGGUCUACGACCGAGAGCGCAAUUGAGCGUUGCCCGGAAUCCAAACAACAGACACUCGGUCGGUGGAGUUUCGGACAUUGGACGCAGCGUGAGCCUGGGCAGAAGACUAAGGGGAACAAGUAUCGGAGAGUGAGCAAAGCAAAGCUCUCGCAUUACUUUGAGCUUGCGUUAACGUUUGACGUUACCCUCAUAGUAUGCCCAGUCUCCUCUUCGGUCCACGCGCAAUGAACCCGCGCCUCUCAUACUUGAGACCGGAUUCGCCAUGGGCACACCAACAGAGGCGCGCCGUAUAAUACGGUGCCACUACUGAGAGUUAGACACGGACGCACAUGGGAAUAUGUUAGAAGCAAGCAUCUGCGUCAUCCAGCCUUGCGAGGCAUAAGAAGUCUGUGCAAUUUACCACGAAGGAGUUUCUACAAAACAUUGUGAGAGAAAGAGCGUUUCUCACGACUUUGCAUCUUUUUGCCAUCAGCUACGGAGCAUUUGUUUAUCAGCGUUUCUUGCACGUAAGGGAACAAGCGUGUGGGCGCAGGAUCGAUUCACCGUCAUCUCAUGAUCUUUUUGU